Messenger RNA from Linum trigynum, 1329 nucleotides. NCBI's taxonomy places the organism in Eukaryota, Viridiplantae, Streptophyta, Magnoliopsida, Malpighiales, Linaceae. The record is from the annotation of a GenBank genome assembly.
GGGCUAAUACCACUACAACACCCAAACUAUCCGGAAAAUGCCACUUGUGUCCUAUUGUUUCCAAUAUUCCAUCUGUGUCCUGAAUUAUUACACUUUAUGUCAUUUGUAUCAUGACAAUUUCGUUGACCGUUAAAGAUAACGGUUGACCAAACAGUGGUCAACUUAACAUUGACUUUUGCUGACGUGGCAAUGCCAAGUCAUUGACACCUCACAUUUUUAAUUUAAAUUAAAUAACAACUAAACAUAAAGAAAUUCAAAAUUAAAAAUAUAUGUAUUUUCAAUAAUAAUAAAAUGUUCCUCCACCUGCUCUUCGUCGUCUUCUAGUGCCGGACAGCCGAGGUGAUUGUGGUUUCUCCAACCGGCAAUUUUGACGGCCUAACCACCUACCCCUGCUCCUUUGUUUCUCGUUGCCGCCAAUCUCCAGCCAUCGUCGAUCCUAGUCGCUAUCACCUCCCAGCCCUUCAUCCUGCUCUCUGAACCCAGAAAUACGACGAAUUUCCAUUUGUCUCUCGCGCCACCGCAAGCUCCAGUCUCCCUCUCCUUAAGUCCUUUUCGUUUUUCCUCAACAAAACUCCAAAUCCAUGUCCAUUUAACACCCUCCUCCCACUCCAGAACAUAUCACUAUGCUUUACUUUCGAUUUCAAUCUCCAAUUUUGAGUUGAAUCGAACAAAUUAUGUUUUUGCCAAAAUUAGGGUUCUUGGCAAAAAUGGUGGAUCUUCAGCGCAUCAUUGAGGAAUCGCGACAAGCCAAAAUUCGUACAUCGAUCACCCUCUUCCCUUAUACCCAUUCAUUUCCCUCAGAUCCAUCCGUCGUUGAGAAUCGCGAUAGUCUCACAUCGCCGGAGAGGAGAUGGUUGACCGAAGCUGUGGUUCUGGAUUCCUCUUGCAACAACAACGACGCAAGCUCCACCAAGAAUUGGGAGUGAUGAAGCUGGAGGGAAGGUGGUUGGUGACAGUGUGCAAGGGAUUGGAGAGGCAAAGCUGGCGGAGGCGGAAUAGUACCGUCGGGGGAGAAGACAUAUAUGAUUUCUUUUUGUUUAAGGGUUGAUGUAAUUCGGUGGGAGAGAGACAGAAGAUGUUGAGCGAUGGCAGGAUGUCUGCCUAGGAAGCGACGGAAGGUGGAGUCGGCGAGGUCGCUGCUGCUGCUGAAUCGCCGAGCGGAGUAGCUGCGGCGGCAGAGGAGAUGUGCAGCGACGAGGUAGAGGAGCUGGACUGACGGAGGAUUAAGAAAAUUUAGGGGUUUUCCAUAAUUUGUAUUGUCUUUUCCUUAUUGUAAUUAUUUUAGAUGGAAAAAUAAAUGAAAAUUGAUAAUGAAAAUUCCACGUCAAC